Messenger RNA from Saccharomyces mikatae IFO 1815, 990 nucleotides. It is a transcript of the gene LSC1, whose product is annotated as succinate--CoA ligase (GDP-forming) subunit alpha. Gene Ontology annotation, molecular function: succinate-CoA ligase (GDP-forming) activity; succinate-CoA ligase (ADP-forming) activity. Bases 1 to 990 code for a protein of 329 amino acids. NCBI's taxonomy places the organism in Eukaryota, Fungi, Ascomycota, Saccharomycetes, Saccharomycetales, Saccharomycetaceae. The transcript has a single exon. Gene Ontology annotation, biological process: tricarboxylic acid cycle. The record is from RefSeq and is a predicted model, not a curated record. Gene Ontology annotation, cellular component: mitochondrion; succinate-CoA ligase complex (ADP-forming).
AUGUUAAAAUCUUCCGUUUCAAAGGCGUCUUUGAGGGUCUGUCGUCACUUCCACAGAGAGUCUAUUCCUUACGAUAAGACGAUCAAGAACUUACUGCUUCCCAAGGACACAAAGGUAAUUUUCCAGGGUUUCACAGGUAAGCAAGGUACCUUUCAUGCCAGUAUCUCUCAGGAAUACGGUACGAAUGUUGUUGGUGGUACGAACCCAAAGAAGGCGGGUCAGACACAUUUAGGCCAACCUGUUUUCGCCUCUGUAAAGGACGCAAUUAAGGAAACUGGCGCUACUGCAAGUGCAAUUUUUGUUCCUCCACCAAUUGCAGCUGCUGCCAUCAAAGAAUCUAUUGAAGCUGAAAUUCCUUUGGCUGUAUGUAUCACAGAAGGUAUUCCCCAACAUGAUAUGUUAUAUAUUGCAGAAAUGUUACAAACACAAGAUAAAACAAGAUUAGUUGGGCCCAAUUGUCCUGGUAUUAUCAAUCCAGCAACAAAAGUGAGAAUUGGUAUCCAACCUCCAAGAAUUUUCCAAGCUGGUAAGAUCGGUAUUAUUUCCAGAUCGGGAACUCUAACGUAUGAAGCUGUUCAACAAACAACUAAAACUAAUCUUGGCCAAUCUUUAGUUGUCGGUAUGGGUGGUGAUGCGUUCCCUGGUACUGAUUUCAUUGAUGCCCUGAAGUUAUUUCUAGAAGAUGAAACCACAGAAGGUAUUAUUAUGUUGGGUGAAAUAGGUGGUAAAGCCGAAAUCGAGGCAGCUCAAUUUUUGAAAGAAUACAACUUUAGCAGAAGCAAUCCUAUGCCAGUGGCAUCUUUUAUUGCCGGAACUGUUGCCGGUCAAAUGAAAGGUGUUAGAAUGGGUCAUUCAGGUGCCAUUGUAGAAGGAUCCGGUACUGAUGCCGAAUCUAAAAAACAAGCCUUAAGGGAUGUUGGAGUUGCCGUCGUCGAAUCUCCAGGAUACUUAGGUCAAGCUUUACUAGAUCAAUUUGCCAAAUAUAAAUGA